AGAACCAAACAGGACCACACAAGCAAGGCCUUGUUUUUUUCCCCCCUUCUGUUCUUUUUUUUUUUUUUUUUUUUUUUUCAAACCUUCAUUUUCUCGUGACACACACACUCUCGCUCGCGAUCCACGGAGAAGAUGGAGGAGCGCAACCCGCUGUCGGCCAUGGCAGGCGCCUCCGCAAUGCCACCCAUGCUAUGCAAGCUCGAGAGCGUCCAUCCAGCCAACGGCAGCAGUGGCGCGUACUCGACAGCAGCAAUGCUUGGGAUUGCGCCUCUGGUCGGCGCUGCUUCGUUCUCCGUCCCUGGUGCGCAUGUCAGUGUCCAGCAGCAGCAGCAACAGCAGCAACAACAACAGCAGCAGCAACAGCAACAACAGCAAUUGCACGCUGCAUCCGCCGUCCUCGGGCAGCAGCCGCUCAUGCACCCAAUCCCAUCUGCCAUGCACAUUCAGCACUUGCAGGAUUUGAUCACACAGAAGCAAGCCGAGACCGAGCGCCAGAUUCUCGCUCUUCGGUUGCAGCAGCAGCAGCAACAACAACAGCAACAGCAACAACAGCAACAACAGCAGCAGCUUCAUCUGCAGGAGCACGGCAGAGCCAACCAAUCUGCUGGCUGGGGCUUGGACCAGAUUGAAUCGUUGCUUGGAGAUGACCUCGACCAACCCGAGGCAUUUGGCAUGGCUUCGUUCCACCCUGGAAUCGUCCCGAGCACCGCCUACCACAUGCCGCAAGAGCAAGCAUACCUCCUCCCUUCGAGCAAUCCUCCAGCAUUCGCGCAACAGCAGCAGACCUUCUCAAACCAGCCGCUGCAGCAGUCGCCCACAUUGCAGCAGUCCGAAAGCCCCAACGGCCAUGCCGCUCCAGCUCCCGCGGCAUCUGCGCCAAGCCGCGCCGUUCCAUCGGUCAAGCGCAGGCAUCAGGACACCGUUGUGGGCGAUUCGGUGGCCUUUGUGCCCUGCAUGAUGGAACAGUGGUGCGAGAUUUACAAUGCUGCGCGCCAGCCCCUCUCCACCCGGCUCGAGCUCGCGACCAAAGUUUCCAAAGGCGCCACGUACGAUGCCGCAGAAGAAGCUUGGAUUAUGUACCGGAAAAACCACUUUCAGGUGACUGCGCUUCUCACACCGACCUACUCGGCAAAGAGCUCGCGCUUGGACACGACGCCCGCGUUUGUCGAGAGCGCGCACGGCUCGGGCCUGCUCCUGCCGCUCCAGUCCAUGCAGCUCGAAGUCGGCGCAUUCAAGCACGUAUCCAAUUCUGACACAGAACCAAAGUCUGUAGGUCUGUGUCAGUUCUUCCGGAACAAGGACUGCCACGCGAAAAAGGACGUCGAGCCAGUGAGCAUCACCGUGGGCGAGCUGGCCAGUUUGACCCGUCUCCACUUCCGCGCUGCCACCGUGAACAUCUCCCGUCGAUUUGGUGGGUCAAAUCAGUCGCAAACGUUCAAUCAGGUGGUCGUCUACGUCAAGGGCAUCGAUUCCGCCGGCGACUCGCACAUGUUGUUUGCGCAGCUGGCAGACCGCCUGAUUGUGCGCGGUCGCGGUCCUGGUCACUACGCCUCUCGAGCAGCAAAGCACGAGCUGGCCAUGACGGACGACAAUGACAAUGACGACGACGAAGAGGAUGAAGCGGACGAAGAAGCACCGCGCACCCACCGCCGCCUCUCACAAUCGCAGUCCGCCCCGCGACGCACCACGUCUACCUCUAGCAUGCCUUCCAUGCCUUCCAGCUCUUCCGCGUCCAGCACCCAAUCGUUGGCGUAUGUCGCCUUGGCGACCAACGCGCACUCCGAGUCCCCAGACUCUGAGCUCCUGCUUGGCCCCGUCGUGCACCACAGCGGCCUGCCCUUCAAGCUGGAGCAAGCCGAGUUUGAUUUGGGCGUUCCUGUUGCCACCACUACUAGCCUGUUGACGCACCAGCGCAUGAGUGGGCCGGAGGAGUCGUCCGCUUCUGGCGGUACGGAUCCCAGCGCAAGCUCUGGCUCGGAUUCGGACUCGCUGCUCGAAAUGACUGGCACUUCACAGCAGGCUGGAGUCGCGUUCGAGCGCCAUCAUCCACUACUGCCACUGACAGUCUCGAAUGUCGCCGACCUGGGGUUGGGCGACAAUAUUGGCAACAACGGCUUGAUUGCAGCAGCCAACGCCUCCGUCCCGUCCAUCCGCGGAGGCGCCGGAGCUGGAGCAACACAGCCCUCCGUGUCGUCCGCAUCUCCAGUGGGUAGCAGCAAUACCCGUAUCAGCCCGUUGCUCACCUCAUCCAACUCGUCGCCCUCAAGCACGGCCGUUCCGGUGUUGCAACACUCGCAACAAGCGCUGCAACAGCAAUUGUUGCAGCAACAACAACAACAACAACUGCAACAGCAGCAGCAGCAGCAGCAGCAACAACAACAUCAUCAUCAGCUCUUGCCCGAGAUGUUUGCGGCCCAGCAGCAAAUGCAGCAAGUGUCCGCUCCGCUACCCGAUUCGGCAACCGCCUUGCCAGCUUGGGGCCCGGGCGAGACCGCUGGCUCUGUUGCUCACUUUGGUAAUGUUGGCAUUAACACGGUACGGCCGUCGGACGCGCUGGUCGUGCACGGCAAUGUGCGCGUCACUGGCCAAGUUUUCCAGCCCUCGGAUCGUCGCGUCAAGGAUGCCAUCGUGCCUGUGGACACUUCAGAGGCGCUUCGCAAUGUCAACUCGAUGCGCCUGUACGACUAUAGCUUGCGCCCCGAAUGGAUGGAGACGUCUCAUCGGCCAGCAGACCAGAGCACAGACCGUGGUGUUCUCGCGCAAGAGCUGUUUGAGCUCAUGCCCCGCGCCGUGAACAACAUUGGCGACGUGCCGCUGGCCAGCGGCGAAACGAUUCCAGACUUUUUAGUGGUCAACAAGGAUGCCAUUCUCAUGGAGACGGUCGCAGCCACACAAGAGCUGUCCAAGCAGGCCGCACACCUCGAUUCUCGGCUGCAUGCCGUGUCCCAGCGACUCCACACGCGUGAGCGGGACGAAGAGGACAACAUUUCCACCAGCAGCGAAGACGCUGUCGACUCGCGCGACAACCGCCGGCUCAUCUCUUCAGAGCAGAAACGCCGCAUCGAGUUGCUCGAGGCGCAGGUCGCUCAGCAAAUGGUUGCGAGUGGCAACCGCAGCUCGUCGUCGCGAGUGUACGUCACCUUCCCUCGUCGUUGGCUCAUUGUCGCUGCCGCAGCAGUCGCGUUGCUGCUUUGCCUCGCCACCGUCUUGCCGACCGUCUUGCUCCUGCAAAAGCUGCCCGAUGAUGACAAUGACGCGGAAGACCAGUACCCGGCAUUCGCGCCAACCAAUACGAGUGAAAUGGUCUCGUCCAUGUCCAUGCUCAAAUCUCUGUAUGUCGCUUCGGACCAGCCAUCCGCAAUAGACUGGUGUCACUCCCCAACGCCGUUCUUUGCUCUGAUGGAGUACGGGUUGAAUGCGACGAGUUCCGCGAACGACCGGUACAAUGCCACUUUCUCGCCCAUGCCAAUCACCGGUUCUGCGCGGUAUGCGCCCAGUGGCGUUCUCGUGUACUUUUCGUCUGAGAUCAAGACGUUCGAGUGUCUCUACCAUCACAACGUGCCUUUGGCCGAGCAGCCGGAUUACCGCAGGGGCUUUUUGAGCUUUGAGCUCAUUAUUCCAUCCGUGUCUCUGCGAUUGCGCGAUUUCGCCAACGUCACUCGCCGUGACGCACCCGGUGCCGCACAGCGCCUGGCCGACCUCAACUGGCCGACGACAUCGAUGGUCGAUGAGGAUGCGGCGGCACCCCAGCUUUGGAGUUUGGCUCCCUCGGACGACAUUCUGGGCAAGCGCAGUGCCGAUAGCUUUGAUCCGUGGGCUACGGACAACCCAGAUCCGAACGCUUGGUUCAACCAUACCACACCCCAACCUGGUGAGUGUCGUGUGCGCUCCGAAAAGCCAGGCGACCCAGUCUUCAAUGGCAACUUUUCCUGCCCGUCCUACUCGCCAGUCGUUCCGUACUUCCGGACGACACUGCGCCCACAGCGACUGCCAUUGCUCGUCUAUCGCGUCACUGGCACUGGUUUGGUGCACGGCCGAACAUAUGUCACCCCCUCUGGCAAUCGCACCCUGUACAUUCUGCUGAAAGUCUCCAACUCGAUCCGAGGCCUGGCUGAAUCCAAGACCGCUCGGCCCAGGCGGUACUGGUUUGAGCCCGCAUUCUACUAUACCUGGUGCGAGUGCGACUUCACCUCUCCCGAUGCCGAGGAGCUCGCUACGUGUUUGAGCGAAAACUGCCCUGUCGUUGCCAUCCCCAGUGCGCGUUACCGGCGCGACUCGUCCUCUUCCUCCUCUUCUUCUUCUUCUUCGUCUUCUUCGUCUGCACAGUAGUGGUUCUCUUUUUUUAUUUGUUAUUCUUUGUUGUUGGUUGUAGAUCGAUGUUUUUUUUUUUUUGCUUUUGAGGUUUCUUUUUGUCGAUUUGUUGUUGAUCUGAAUACAAUACCCCGGUUUAU
Molecule: messenger RNA, 4451 nt
Organism: Capsaspora owczarzaki ATCC 30864
Lineage: Eukaryota; Filasterea; Ministeriida; Capsasporidae
Exons: 2
Coding region: 133-4329 (1398 amino acids)
Biological process (GO): positive regulation of DNA-templated transcription; protein autoprocessing
Cellular component (GO): endoplasmic reticulum membrane; nucleus
Molecular function (GO): sequence-specific DNA binding; DNA-binding transcription factor activity
Source: RefSeq, a predicted model, not a curated record